CACCAUGUUGUUGUAAAUGGUCGUUCGCCAUGUUGGAGUCUCCCCAAUAAAUGAACGAAUAUCCCGGAAUAAUCGCGUUUGAAUAAAUAAAAACCGGUCGUGAAACCUCGCGUAGAUAAUACUCGUUGUAUUCCCGUUAUUUACCGCCUCUCAGAUCAGGUAAAUGCGUUAAUAGUGAGACAAAUAGGCAGGCAUGAUCUCUUGGUGAACCUCCAAGCCCUCUUUGGCUGUUAGUUUCCCCUAAAUAAGGAUGUCCGUACACUACAGGUUUAAGUCUACUCUAGAGUAUGACACGAUCACUUUCGACGGCUUACACAUAUCAGUGAAAGACCUAAAAAACGCCAUAAUACAGCAAAAACGCAUCGGCAAAAGCACAGACUUUGAUUUGAGAAUUACCAAUGCCCAAACACAAGAAGUAUAUGAAGAUGAGAAUGCCCUUAUUGCCAAAAACACCUCCCUACUGAUUGCCCGAAUACCAGUGGUAGCCCCUAAGCAGCGUCAGUGGGAGGGUUAUGGGGGCAAUGACACUCCACCAACAAAGGUGGAUGACAGCGGUCCCAUUGGGAAAGCCACAGAUCUCGCUAAUCUUGAUGCUUCCGAGGAUGAUAAGAUUAAGGCUAUGAUGAGCCAGAGCACCCAGGAUUAUGAUCCUAGCAAUUAUUUAAAAAUUCGUGGGGCAAAUCAAGUGGGACCAGUGCCAGCCAGUUACAGAUGCUACAAGUGCCAUCAAUGCGGGCACUGGAUCAAGGAUUGUCCUUUGGGGCAACAAACAGAAUCAGUAGAAAUCAAAAAGUCCACAGGAAUUCCCCAAAGUUUCAUGAUUCCAGUGAAAGGGCCAGAGGUGCCAGGGGCCAUGAUGAUGUCCAAUGGUACUUAUGCAGUUCCCGCUCUGGACUUGCAGGCUUUAAAUCAGAAAAGUGCCCCGCCGGUUCAGGAGGUGAAGCCCGAGAUUCCCGAGGAUCUGUUGUGUUCUAUUUGUUCGGAUUUGUUGGCUGAUGCUGUUAUGAUUCCUUGUUGUGGUAAUUCCUUUUGUGACGAAUGCAUCAGGAGCGUUUUACUGGAAAGCGAAGACCACGAGUGUCCGGAUUGCCACGAAAAAGGCAUUUCGCCAGCAACACUGAUCCCCAACAGAUUUUUAAGGAAAUCCGUGGCCAACUUUAAAAACACCACUGGCUACGAAAAGAAGCCAAUUUACAGACCCAAGCCUGAAAUACCGAAGGAGGAACCCAAGAAGGAGCCCACACCGCCUCCGGUUCUGGCAGAUUCUACCGCUCCGGCCAAAGAAGAACAGAAAACGGUUAUUUCUGAGGCGGAUUCUACUGAGCCAAAGCAGGAGAAGAAUGUGAAAUCCUCUUCGCCGAAAGUAGAAGAAGAUGGUCCACCGGGAGUAUCUCCGGGCGCGUCUCCUUUACGUAAGAUCACCACCAUGGUGUCCCAAGGGACUAAGGAUUCGCAUAAGGACUACCAUCGUAAGGCUAGGAAGCGCAGUAAGUCACGGAGUAAGUCGAACUCUAGGAGCAGGAGUUUCUCGCCGAAAAAGCGCAGUAAGAAGCGCUCCAGGUCCCCUGGAUCACCUGGAUUUCAACGACGUACCCCGGAGCGCAGACGCAGCCCAAAAGUCGAAGAAGGGAGUCGCGGAAACGGAUAUCGUCACUCGCCCAACAGCGAUUCCUAUUCGGGGCCACCCUCUGACGUCAGACGUGGUGGGAUCCCCAUGGGGGGUCCGCCAGUGGGGAUGCCGCCCGGCGGUUUCCCGCCCGGUCAGCCGCCCCCGUUCCACGUGGGAGCUCCGCCCCCCAAUUUCAGAAUGCCGCCGCCCGGGGGUCAGCCGCCGCCCUUUAUGCCUCCCGGGCCUUAUGCCGUCCCUCCCAGGACCGUAUUUGAUCCAAUGGCGGGUCCACCGGGUGCCUACGGACCUGGAUAUGCUGGUAGGCCGCCGCGGGAUUACGGUCGACGGGGCAGAGAAAGGACUCCGCCAGGGGUCAUCGAUGACCCCCUGGCGGCCUUCAACCGCAUUCUAAGAGAAAAGGACGAGAAACGUGCGCGACAACAGGCGCGUUUGGCGGCCGCGCGACGCAGCUGGAGCCGCAGCCGUAGCAGAAGUUUCAGCAGGUCGCCGCCCCCGAGGAGUCCCGGGAGGCGGCGCAGGGCGGGCAGCAGGAGUCCCCGGAGACGGCACUCGAGGAGCCGAAGUCCGUUCACCAUGAGCCGGUCGCGUUCUCGAUCGUUCUCCUUAAGCCCGAGGGGGUCGUCGCCGCCGCCGCCGCCCUCGAUGAGACGCUCCUCCCCGCCGCCGACGGCGCAGGGGCGGCGCGGCGCGGGGCGGUUCCGUUCGCCAGUCAGAUCGCCGCCACCAAGACGUCGUACCGAACGCGAGUACGAUCGCGCCGGCUCGUACCGCGAAAAGACGCGGACGGGCGGCAUGAGACGCGACGGCAGCCGGGAGCGGUUCUACGACGAGCGAGAGGGCGGCAGAGACUACGAGCGUGGGCGGACGAGUGGGCGUGGCGCGCCGCCCCCGCAACCGGUGCAGGCCGGCGGCGGUCAGGUGCCGUGGCCGCCGGCGGUCGUCAGGGAGCCGUACUUCCCGCCCCAGGACGCCUCCCAGCCGCCCAUCAGCUAUCAGAACAGGUUCCCAACACAAAUCCACCACAUCCAACCGCAAACGAACUACACGAAAAUCUCCGUGGGGGCGGUCGAACAGCCGCCCGUGCCCGGCUUAGAAAGCGAACUGCCGCCCCCGCCCAACGAGUUCGAAAAGAGACGAACUCCCGAGCGGUCCAAAGAGAAGGAGCGAGACAGACGCACUCCCGCCAAAGAGCGAAAGAGAACGGAGGGGCGAGUGCGGUCGCGUACCCGCACCCCCGAGCGGAAACGCGAGGAGGCGUCGGGGGGAACGCCCGAGAGACCCCGGAAGAGGCGGAACUCCGAGGACGAGAAAAAGAAGCACUCCGAAGACGAGAAGAGAAAGAGCAAAGAUAAGAAGAAGCAUAAAGAGAAAAGGGAUGAAAAGCGCAAGAAAAAAGAUAAAAGAGAGAGGCACCAUAAGGGAAAAGAUAAGAGCAAAAAGGAGGAGUUUAAGCAGGUGAUUCCGAAACGCGAGGGGGACGGUGAGGAGUCCGAGGAGAUGCGCAAGAAGAUUGAGGAGCGUAAGAAGAAACGCGAGGAGGAGGAGCAGCGCAGGGUGCAAGAGGAGCGCAAAAAAGAGGAGCGACGCCUGAGGUUUAUAGAAGACGAGAAGAAGAAGCGAGAGGAGGAGGCUCGCAAGGAAGAAGCGAAGAAGAAAGCCAUCGAAGAGGCGAGACGGCUGUUAGAAGAAGAGGAGCGCCAAAAGGCCUUGGACGCAGAGGAGCGCAAAAAGCAAGAGGAGCUAGACUUCGAAAAACACUUCCAAGAACAACUGAAACAUGAGGAAGAACUUUUACCGAGCCUCUAUGAUGAGGUGAUCCCCCAGGAAGAACACGCCAAAGAAAUCUCAGAGAUUUACCAUCCGGAAGAUGGCGCUGACCCCGAUAAACCUCUCGACCCCAACGUCCUCGAGCUCCACUCCGACCUUAAACUAGACGAGAGCGACAUCUUGGCCCCGCUACCGGAAAAAUCCAAAUGGGAAGAAGACGAGGAGGGUCAACUGCAGCAGAGCCCAGUGGACCCCAAAGAACCCCAAUUAAAAUCAAACAAAGUCUCCAACGAGGUGCUGAAAAGGGCGGAGAAUGUGAUUUUCGCACGCGCCAUCAGCUCCAUCAAACCCUUAGAGGCGAAAAAGGGGGCGGAAGAGAAAAAGGAGCCGCCCCAAGAACCGAAGCCGCGCAUCUCGGUGAAACAGCGUUUGGGUAAAAAAGUCGAUGACCCCGAUCCGAGUGUGAUUCUACUGGACAGACGCACCCCUUCGCCGUUUAACAGACGAAGAAUCGAAGUGGACGAGUCGAGACGCAGAGAGAGAAGAAACGCGGAAAAACACAAGAGCCAGAGCGAGAAAAGUGAGAAGAAGAAGAGCGGUCGGGACGGCGGUAAACACGAGGAGAAGAGCAAAGAGAAGCGCAAAAGAGCCCAAACACCCGCGAGCGACAGUGACGAGCCGAAGAAGAGACGCAAAGACAAAAAAGAGAAACCCAAAAAGGACAAACCGAAGAAACACGAGGAGGAGGAGGAGGAAGAAGACCACAAGAAACCGGAAACGGAAAAACCGAAAACGAUCGACAAAAGAAAGCCGACUUUGGACGAGGCGAACUUUGAACCAGACUAUGACCUCGAACUGCACGACGAUGAAACGAGCGAGAUCGAUAAGGAAACCGGCGGAAGCAAGAGAGAGACGAAAAAAUCGGUGACAGAAGAGGACAGCAGCAGUUCCGAGUCGUCUAGUUCCAGUUCGGAAGAGGAGCGCAGACGAAGGAAACGGAAGGCGCGCAAGAAGAAGAAGAAGAGAGAGAGUAGCAGCAGCGAAUCGGAGUCGAGUAGCGAGUCGAGUGACUCGGACCGCAAGAGGAAGAAACAUAAGAAGACGAAGAAGAAGAAGAAGAGGGCAAGGCACAAGUGACGUUAGAGAGUGAGUCAUGUAUAUAGCUUUAAUAAGUGAACGUAAUUGAUUUAAUAUUGUGUUUUUUUUUGGGCAAUUUUUGACUUUGUUAUUAUAAGUGUUGUACAUAGGGCUAUUCAUUAGUAUGCGCGCAUAUAACUUUAUAUGUAUAAAUGGGCAAGUAAAUAAAUGUAGUAACAAUUUAAA
Anthonomus grandis grandis is the source of this 4720-nucleotide messenger RNA. Its product is annotated as E3 ubiquitin-protein ligase RBBP6-like. Gene Ontology annotation, biological process: protein ubiquitination; mRNA processing; ubiquitin-dependent protein catabolic process. The record is from RefSeq and is a predicted model, not a curated record. Gene Ontology annotation, cellular component: nucleus. The coding region runs from base 251 to 4534 and encodes 1427 amino acids. Lineage: Eukaryota; Metazoa; Arthropoda; Insecta; Coleoptera; Curculionidae. The transcript has 14 exons. Gene Ontology annotation, molecular function: ubiquitin protein ligase activity; zinc ion binding; nucleic acid binding.